AUGGAUAUCGCCCUCGAAAUCUGGGACACCUUUAUCGGUGAUCGUCUCUACGCCUCUCUUCUUCCCGUAUCCCUCUCCUCGUCGGUCUCGCUUCCCAGCUUCACCACUGUCGCCAACAGCACCCUGUCCCUCUUCGGCGCAUCUCAACCCUAUGUCUAUGAACCGGCCACCCAAUUGAUUUACUUGGAGCCUUCCAAAUAUGCCUACAUGAGCGCUUGGCCAAGGAACAACAUUUACCGCCAAUUCCUCAGUUUCUUCUUGAUCGUCUGGAUUUUUGGAAUCAUCGUCUACUUCAUCUCCGCAAGUCUGUCGUACAUCUUCAUCUGGGAUAAGACGACCGUCCACCACCCCAAGUAUCUCAAGAACCAAAUCCCUAUGGAAAUUGCCCAGACUAUGCGCUCCAUGCCAGUCAUGUCUCUCUUGACUGCCCCCUUCUUGGUUGCCGAAGUCCGCGGUUACGCAAAGCUCUAUGAUACGUUCUCCGACGAGCCAUUCCCUUACUACAGCAUCUUGCAAUUUCCGCUGUUCAUCAUGUUCACCGAUCUCUGCAUCUACUGGAUUCACCGCGGCUUGCACCACCCGCUCAUCUACAAGACGCUACACAAGCCUCACCACAAGUGGAUUAUGCCCAGUCCCUUCGCUUCUCAUGCUUUCCACCCGCUUGAUGGCUGGUCCCAAAGCGUUCCUUAUCAUGUGUUUCCGUUCAUCUUCCCGCUUCAGAAGGUGGCCUACGUGUUCCUCUUCGGAUUCAUCAACCUCUGGACCGUGCUGAUCCAUGACGGCGAGUACGUUGCCAACAGCCCUGUAAUUAACGGAGCGGCCUGUCACACCAUGCACCAUUUGUACUUCAACUACAACUACGGCCAGUUUACCACCCUCUGGGAUCGCCUCGGAGGGAGCUAUCGGAAGCCCAACGAGGAGCUCUUCCGCCGCGAGACGAAGAAUGGCCAGGAAGAAUGGAAGAGGCAGACCAAGGAAAUGGAGUUCAUCCUCAAGACGGUCGAAGGCGAUGACGACCGGGCGUAUUUGGCCGAUACGCAGACCAAGAAAGUCCUAUGA
Aspergillus ibericus CBS 121593 is the source of this 1059-nucleotide messenger RNA. RefSeq lists its product as uncharacterized. Gene Ontology annotation, biological process: lipid biosynthetic process. The record is from RefSeq and is a predicted model, not a curated record. The transcript is spliced from 2 exons. Gene Ontology annotation, molecular function: oxidoreductase activity; iron ion binding. The coding region runs from base 1 to 1059 and encodes 352 amino acids. NCBI's taxonomy places the organism in Eukaryota, Fungi, Ascomycota, Eurotiomycetes, Eurotiales, Aspergillaceae.